CUCAGGCUCACUCUCUCCUCUGCUCCAGCCUCUCUCUCUGUCCCACACACACUCGCACUGACCGCUCUCAUUACGCACCAUGCGUACCUGUCUGGAGCUACUCUACCACCCCGUGCUGGAUUUUACCAAUGCAUCAGGCUGAUAUCGACACAGACAGCUCGCUGAAAGGAUAUUCCGACCCAACGCAGAUUUUUCUUCUUCUCACUGAGCGGAGAAAGCCGACCGCCGCUGCUUAAGGAUUUUGAAUAGCGGGCCGUGCCAUGAGAUUUGACCUUCGCGUCUGAGCCAACAAGUCCAACAGUCGUUUGUGUUUGCGUCCUGUGUGAACCGGAGCCACGGUCCGACCAUGAGGAGCAGCUCUCGUGUCCUGCCUCUUGGUGUGCUCACGGCUCUGCUGCUGUCUCAGUUCUGCUCUGGCAUCAAAUGGCUAGCACUGUCACACGCUCCUACAUCUUUACACAUCAAUCAGACCCAGCACUGCAAGCUGCUGCCUGGCAUGGUGUCGUCCCAAGCUCAGCUGUGCCGGAGCAAUCUGGAGCUCAUGCAAACUAUUAUCCAAGCUGCCCGCGAAGUCAAGAAAACAUGUCAGAAGACCUUCGCUGAUAUGCGCUGGAACUGCUCCUCCAUCGACAUCCCCGUUAAUGCGCCAAAGUAUCGUCCGGACCUCGACCGAGGAACAAGGGAGGCUGCAUUUGUCUAUGCCUUGUCUGCAGCAACCAUCAGCCACACCAUAGCACGAGCGUGUACUACUGGGGAUUUACGGCUGUGCUCAUGUGGCCCCAUUCCAGCGCAGAUCCCAGAGCCGGGCUAUCGCUGGGGCGGCUGUGCUGACAACCUGCACUAUGGUCUGAUGAUGGGCUCCAAGUUCUCUGAUGCUCCCAUGAAGAUGAAGCGCUCAGGUUCGAAUGCCAAUAAACUGAUGCACCUACACAACAGUGAAGUUGGGAGACAGGUGCUGAAAGAGGCACUGGUGAUGAAGUGUAAAUGCCAUGGUGUGUCUGGAUCCUGCUCCAUAAGGACCUGCUGGAGAGGUCUGCAAGACCUGAGAGAAAUUGCCAUGGACCUGAAAACCAAGUACCUGUCUGCCACCAAAGUUGUUCACCGGCCCAUGGGGACACGCAAGCAGCUGGUACCCAAAGAUAUUGACAUCAGGCCGGUGAGGGAGAACGAGCUGGUCUACCUGCAGAGCUCCCCAGACUUCUGCACCAGGAAUGAAAAGCAGGGCUCUAUUGGCACACAGGACAGACAGUGCAACAAAACUUCCCUCGGCAGCGACAGUUGUGACCUGAUGUGCUGCGGCCGUGGCUACAACCCAUACACGGAGAGGCUGGUGGAGCGCUGCCACUGCAAGUACCACUGGUGCUGCUACGUAACCUGCAAGAAGUGUGAGCGAACCGUGGAGAAAUAUGUCUGCAAAUGAGUCCGAGCCCCUACUGGCCCCGCAACUUUGUACCUGGCCACCUGAGGCUACAGAUUAACCAAAGCACUACAAUACAGAGAAGCUUACUUUUGUUUUAAGCUUUAGCAUGCAUAUCUCAACGAGCAGUGGCCUAUUCUUGUGUCAGUACCAUUUUUGUAUCAAAUUUCCAAACAUCCAAUUGAGCUUCUAAGAUUUUUUGCUUCACAAUUGUGGAUGUGGAGAAUGUGGCGACACUGCCAGUCAGUUCGUGUGAAGACCGCCGUCCUCCUGGGUAUUUUAUUUUUCUUGUUAAUGAUUAUAAAUCCUCCCCAUCAGGGUUACUGAAAGUCUAUUUUAUUGUAUCUCUAAUAAAAAGAAAUAAUGUUGGAUUUUAUGCUGGAGGAGAGAGACUGUCUUCUCUCCUCACUAGACAAAGACUUUUGUUUGGCUUCAUUCUGCGGAAAUCGAGGGAUUAUCACGGAUCCACCCUUUUUUAGGUACUAUUAAAACUUUUUUUUUUCCUCUUCGGCAAUGGACAACGGAGGAAACAGGAGCGCAAAGGGAACUUCAAAUAAUUUUCAAUCAUGGAACUUUUUUGUGGUUGAUGUCUCGGACUCUCGACAUGUGUCCUGUGUGGAUCGUGACAUGGCUGCAUCCCCGUGGACAGAGAGAGGACAUUUAAGGACUUUGUGAAAUUGUGCAUUAUCUCCUUUUGUCUGACAUGCAGACAGAUCAAAAUAUAUUCUAUUUUUCAGAGCAUAUGAGCUGAACUCAUGGAUUUUGUAAACCACUUUUGUGUGGAUGUACAUACUGCUAUUUUGUAUACUGAAAUAAAGAAAGGAAAGUAUUUAUAAAAUAAUUAAAUGAUCUUUACCAUCA
This is a messenger RNA of Mugil cephalus (flathead mullet), 2278 nucleotides long. It is a transcript of the gene wnt11, whose product is annotated as wingless-type MMTV integration site family, member 11. Lineage: Eukaryota; Metazoa; Chordata; Actinopteri; Mugiliformes; Mugilidae. Gene Ontology annotation, biological process: multicellular organism development; canonical Wnt signaling pathway; neuron differentiation. Gene Ontology annotation, cellular component: extracellular region. The record is from RefSeq and is a predicted model, not a curated record. The transcript is spliced from 6 exons. Bases 347 to 1420 code for a protein of 357 amino acids. Gene Ontology annotation, molecular function: cytokine activity; frizzled binding.